AUGGUGGCCUCUUCACAACCUGGAUAUCAGCAACUUGUUCCACUGGAGAUCGCCCUCACAAUCCUGGCAAAUAAAGGCCCCAGAGUGCCAGAGAUCAUCCAGCUGCUGGACUGGAAGGACUACGAUGACCAUUUCGUCAUGAUCCUUGAAUGUCCCUCUCCUUGCGAGACUUUGGAAGACUUUGUGGGGCGUCAGGGUGGAAGUCUCAACGAGAGCUUAGCACGGCGAGUCAUGAUGCAGGUGGCUCAGGCUGCGAACGUGUGCUGCCAGCGCCAAGUGUUCCACCGUGACAUCAAACUGAACAACCUUCUCAUCAACAACCAGACAGUUGAAGUCAAACUAAUUGACUUUGGGUGUGGGGACAUUCUGAGGACAACAGUCUACAUGUCAUACUCUGGCACAGCAACAUACUCCCCUCCUGAGUUUCACAUAAAGGGAAAGUACCACGGCAAGCCUGCGACGGUUUGGUCACUGGGGGUUCUGUUAUUUAAAAUAGUGGCUGGAUAUUAUCCAAGUUUCUUAGAUCUGCACAUACUCAAACUGAACCUCUGGUCCAAAACUGGUCUGUCAAACGAAUGCUGCAGAUUGCUCCGCGCUCUCCUGCAAAUAAAGCCAAAGAACCGAAUUCAGCUGGAGGAAAUCCUUUCACACAAGUGGUUUAUGGUCACCACAUAAGACCACCUCAGAAGUUGUUGUAUCUUCAGCUCUCCAAUGGUUCCUGCAAUAGUUGCACCAGUAUCAGAGGCCCAGUCUACCACCAUGUCUGCCCUGUGCAGUCCAAAACAUCCCAGAAAAGCUGUUUUAA
Messenger RNA from Carassius carassius (crucian carp), 805 nucleotides. RefSeq names its product serine/threonine-protein kinase pim-3-like. The record is from RefSeq and is a predicted model, not a curated record. Gene Ontology annotation, molecular function: protein serine/threonine kinase activity; ATP binding. The transcript has 5 exons. Bases 1 to 675 code for a protein of 224 amino acids. Gene Ontology annotation, cellular component: cytoplasm. Lineage: Eukaryota; Metazoa; Chordata; Actinopteri; Cypriniformes; Cyprinidae. Gene Ontology annotation, biological process: negative regulation of apoptotic process; regulation of mitotic cell cycle; protein autophosphorylation.